Messenger RNA from Sphenostylis stenocarpa, 315 nucleotides. The record is from the annotation of a GenBank genome assembly. Lineage: Eukaryota; Viridiplantae; Streptophyta; Magnoliopsida; Fabales; Fabaceae.
AUGGUUGGUAUGGGGAAUAUAGAGAAGUUUGGCCUCAAAAGGCCUAUGGAAGGUCCUUUAUUGUUAAAGAACACAAAGAGUAAGGCCCCUGUUUUGGACAUUGGAACCUUGGACAGUGGCCGUGUUGAGCUUGUUAAUGGUUCUGAAAAGGAAACUGUAGAAUCUGAGAAUGAAGGCAAAGCUAGUAAAGAAUCCGAAAGUGGAACUUCUGGUACUUUUGAAUUGAGUAAAGAAAUCCCUAAAGUCUCUAGAAACAAUUUAGAUAGUCGUGUUGAGAAUAUAAAAAACCAGAGAAACCAAAAAAAUCUCGUAUGA